This is a messenger RNA of Protopolystoma xenopodis, 468 nucleotides long. The record is from the annotation of a GenBank genome assembly. Lineage: Eukaryota; Metazoa; Platyhelminthes; Monogenea; Polystomatidea; Polystomatidae.
ACCUUCGGUUUAUCUGAAGACUAUGAGCUUGGCUGCUACCAAUGCUUCUGUUUUCCAACCAGCAUUCCAUCAAGAUGCAGCCAGUUGACCGGUUUCAGAUCGGUUCCUGGUGUUGAGAAGUCACGUGAGCUUGAUGAGAAACUGAACUUCAAGCCCACGGUGCACGGUAUGCUCAUGAAGCAUGAUUUUAUUGUCUUCUCUGAUACCCCUGAGACCCCAAGUGGUCCACUCAUUCGAGCGGAAUUUGGUAUUGAAGCCCUAAUUGAGUCGAACAAAACCCCACAAUUUGAUGGCUACGGUAGCGAUGGCCAACAACAGGAUACAAUACAGUUUAACUGGCGUUUUUCGAACCACUUGCCUUCAUUCUUGGAGUUUCCUGAGUUGAGGGGUUAUCAAGUAAGUUUGGACUCUGAGAUGAGAUGGCCGAUUAUGCAGUCAUAUACUUUGCUCCGGUACUUCACUCUGUAA